Messenger RNA from Nerophis ophidion (straightnose pipefish), 900 nucleotides. RefSeq lists its product as uncharacterized. The transcript is spliced from 5 exons. Lineage: Eukaryota; Metazoa; Chordata; Actinopteri; Syngnathiformes; Syngnathidae. The coding region runs from base 231 to 560 and encodes 109 amino acids. The record is from RefSeq and is a predicted model, not a curated record.
GAUUGAUAUCGCUCAACACAGCGUAAAGCUCCGGCUGUGUCGAUUGAGCGAUUGAUGUCCCUCUGCGGCAGUCAUGUAUUUUAACUGCAGUUGCAGCGUUGCCCCACUUUUGAGGUGCUAUAUCAACAGCAGUGCACAGAUCAUGACACAGAGGCAUCACUGGGCUCCUAGAGAACACGCCAGAGUGUGCUGUGAACAUUCUGUCUCUGGCGUGUUGACGCCAGUGUCGGAUGGAAGUCGACGGCAGCUGUACGGACGGCACAAGCUCAGCUGAUCUCCGAAUCGAACCCACGUUUCCUCGGCGGCUGGAGCUGCGUGCGCCAAGAGAGGCCUCUGCUGACAGUGCACUCAGACUCGCCCUCACUCGUGCUGAGUGCAGCACGCCCAAGCAGCAACAAGCCUGCAGCCUGUCAAGAAUCAACACACCUGGAUUUGAUGAGAGGGAGCAGCGUAAAAGCCAGCAGACCCGAGGAACCUUUGCCAGAACGUCGCUAUCUUCUCAUGACUCCCCUGUCUUCCGUGAUCGUACCUUGCCUCUCAACAUCCAUCCGGAUUCAUAACUGCCUUCCUCGAUCCACGACCUCCCUGCUCAGACCCAGACCACGCUGCCUCGCUCCUGCCCCAGACAUCUUGCCUACUCACGAACUGCCUCUUCGCCUUGCCCCUCUGGAUUCGACGAAGGAUACAACCAACACUCACAGACAACAAACCCUGGUAACAUUUACAUUAUUAAUAUUACACAUAGUCAUCACUCAUUCACUUAGAGUAGCAUACACACGCCAUGUAUCAUCAAAGGUUUAAAUAAACCUUGUGAACCCCAGUUGUGCCCUGGUUGUCGCCUCCUUCCCUCCUCUGUACAUAACAAGUUUCUGAUUUAUUAAAUUGUGUAACGGUGCAAAA